Messenger RNA from Doryrhamphus excisus (bluestripe pipefish), 2955 nucleotides. It is a transcript of the gene capn3a, whose product is annotated as calpain 3a, (p94). Gene Ontology annotation, biological process: proteolysis; negative regulation of apoptotic process. Gene Ontology annotation, cellular component: cytoplasm. NCBI's taxonomy places the organism in Eukaryota, Metazoa, Chordata, Actinopteri, Syngnathiformes, Syngnathidae. Gene Ontology annotation, molecular function: calcium-dependent cysteine-type endopeptidase activity; calcium ion binding. The record is from RefSeq and is a predicted model, not a curated record.
CAUGUGGCGUUCAAUGCACGUGUGGGCAAAGGUGAAUGCGUGUUGGCUGAAUCUCUUCUUUCCGAGUGUUCGGAGGGGAGGGCACAUCACUGCGCGAGGGAGCCAAUCACGGGUUUGCUCUUUGGAUUUAUGCCAGCGCUCUUUAGCUUGUCAACUUUAGUCCAAGUGGCAAAGGCCAUUUAAAAAAAUCACUUUGACGACAGAGAGAGUGACAGCGGGACGAGAUGCCCUACACACCGUCUGGCUUCUUCUGUGACCGGCUGAUCCGGGAGCGAGAGAGGAGGGACGGGGAAGGCACUUUGAACAAGCCGCUGCGCUUCAACAACCAGGACUUCAGUGUCCUCCAGCAGGAAUGUCUCCACAGGAAGAGCCUCUUUGAGGACGAGUCCUUCCCGGCCAGCGUGGAGUCGCUGGGCUUCAAGGAGCUCGGGCACAAGUCCAACAAGGUCAAAAACAUCGUCUGGAAGAGACCCAAGGAAAUAAGCGAGAACCCUCAGUUCAUCGUUGGGGGGGCCAGUCGCACCGACAUCUGCCAGGGAGAUCUUGGUGAUUGCUGGUUGCUGGCCGCCAUCGCCUGCCUCACCCUCAACGAGAAGCUCCUCUACAGAGUGGUUCCUCCGGAGCAGAGCUUCUCACAGGAAUAUGCUGGGAUCUUCCACUUCCAGUUCUGGCGCUACGGCGACUGGGUGGAUGUGGUCAUCGACGACCGCAUCCCGACCUUCAACAACCAGCUGGUUUUCACCAAGUCGGCGGAGAGGAACGAGUUCUGGAGCGCCUUGCUGGAGAAGGCCUAUGCCAAGCUUCAUGGCUCUUACGAGGCCCUGAAGGGUGGAAACACCACGGAAGCCAUGGAGGACUUCACCGGAGGCGUCACUGAGUUCUACGAGCUGAAGGAGGCCCCCAAGGAGCUCUACAAGAUCAUGAAGAAGGCCCUGGAGAGAGGAUCCCUCAUGGGCUGCUCCAUUGAUUCCCUCGUCCCGGCUCGCUUUGAGACUCGAACCGCCACAGGCCUGGUGAAGGGUCACGCCUACUCGGUGACGGCAGUAGAAGAGUGUCGGCCCUCGCAGCACCGAGAGUCCAAAGUGCGUCUGGUGCGUCUCAGGAACCCUUGGGGCCAAGUGGAGUGGAACGGACCCUGGAGCGACAAUUCCAAGGAAUGGGCUGCACUGUCCAAGGCUGAGAAGGAGAAGCUCCAACACCAGAGUGCUGAGGACGGAGAGUUCUGGAUGUCCUUCGAGGACUUCAAAAAGAACUACACCAAGAUUGAGAUCUGCAACCUGACGCCUGACGCCCUGGAGGACGACAAGAUCCACAAAUGGACCGUGUCGGUGAAUGAAGGCCGCUGGGUGAGAGGCUGCUCCGCUGGAGGUUGCAGGAACUACCCUGACACUUUCUGGACCAACCCUCAGUACCGCCUUCGCUUGCUGGAAGAGGACGACGACCCAGAAGACAACGAAGUCGGCUGCACAUUUGUGGUGGCGCUGAUGCAAAAGAACAGGCGGAAAGAACGCAAGAUGGGCGCCAACCUGUUCACGAUCGGAUUUGCCAUCUAUGAGGUGCCAAAGGAGAUGCACGGCAACAAGCAGCACAUGCCCAAAGACUUCUUCCUCUUCAGCUCGUCCAAAGCCCGCUGCAAGUCCUACAUCAACCUCCGCGAGGUCACGCAGCGCUUCCGGCUGAGUCCCGGCGAGUACGUCAUCGUUCCCUCCACUUACGAGCCGCACCAGGAGGGCGAGUUCAUCCUGCGGGUCUUCUCUGAAAAGAGGAACACCUCAGAGGAGAUAGAGAACAGGAUUGAGGCCGACCAUCCUGUGCCAGCGCCGGCCUCAGCAGGCGAGGAGAGCGAGGACGACCAGCAGUUCAGGACGAUUUUUCAGGAGAUAGCCGGCGACGACAUGGAAAUCGCAGCCAACGAACUCCGGAACGUUCUCAACAGAGUGAUCACCAAACACAAGAGCCUGAGCACGGAGGGCUUCAGCCUGGAGAGCUGCAGGAGCAUGAUAGCUCUGAUGGACAUGGACGGGACGGGUCGACUGAACCUCCAGGAGUUCCGCCACCUGUGGAACAAAAUCAAACAAUGGCAGGGAAUCUUUAAGCACUACAACGCCGACCAGUCGGGCAGCAUCAACAGCUACGAGAUGAGGAACGCCGUCAACGACGCAGGGUUCCGCCUCAACAACCAGCUGUAUGACAUCAUCACCAUGCGCUACGCCAACGAGAGCAUGAACAUCGACUUCGACAGCUUCAUCAGCUGCCUGGUCCGCCUGGAGGCCAUGUUCAGAGCUUUCCAGGCCUUCGAUCAGGAUGGAGAUGGCACCAUCCGCCUCAGCGUCCUGGAGUGGCUCCAGCUCACCAUGUACGCCUAGAAGAGCGCCACCUUGCGCCACACGAGGACCAGACCUGCCAGACUUUACCUCAUGACUCAGUGUGCACCCCCCCCCCCACCGCAAAAAUCACUCUCUCGUCUUUUCCACGGAGGGAGACAGACGCACCCCCUUCCUUCCUGCCACCAGUGUACCGUACUCUCUUCUCUCUCAGGCAUCAAACACACAAAACGACCUCUUUUGACGUCUGUCACCAUACCUCACCAGCCUCCACGUCACACACACACACACACACACACACACACACACACACACACACACACAUGAACAGGACAUUAAACACACAUAAGGAGGUUCCAAUAUGGAUUUAUGAGAAUGUGGCGGCUAUAAGGUUGGACUGUGAUUUUUUUUCUGAUUAUUUAAGGCUUUGGUCGAAUGAGUGUAACGCAUUUUUAACCAUUUUAGCCCAAUAAAUAAAUACAUGUUUUAAGUUACAAACCUGGCUUUACCCUGCAAUUGAACCGCUGUCAUCUGUUCCAGGGUCAAACUGCGACCAUAUUAAAAAUAAUAAUAAUUAAAAAAAAAAAAUAUAUAUAUAUAUAUAUAUAUAUAUGUGUGUGUGUGUGUGUGA